CACGACAAGGAAUUUGCUUGUUAAUAGCUUGAACUUUGCAUGACUUACAUCUUGAUCAUAACACAUUCAUAGAUACAUUUAUCAUAAAUUUAUCAUAAGUCUUACAACAAUAAACAAUCACAUCCUCGACAACAUACAAAUGUCCACCUCAUCACCUCCUCUUCACGAUAAGGAUUAGAAUUCAAGGGCCCAUCAAUUCGUCCCUCGCCAAAUCCAUUCCAUUCCAUUGCACGGUCCGCAACAACACAUGGCUGCGCUGGUUCAUAAUAAUAAUAAAAGCGAGAUUUGAUAGAACAUUUGAGGAAUACCCUGUUGAUCUUGUAUAUCGUUUGAUGGUAUAGCAAGGUUCAAUUAUCUUUGGAUUUCCACGUCGACAACACAUUAAAGAAGAAAAAGGAAGAUUGCCAUGUUUUAAACAAACAAUCAUAGCAAUUAAUUUGGUGCGCGGAGUCAGACUCAUACAUACUCUAUUCUACGAAUUGGUCUAAGACUUCAACUACGACUUCGCUACGGCUUUCUAGGAAUACAAAUAUUGGUUCAGAUUGCAGAUCGACAAUAGUUUUUGUUUUAGAAACUGGAAUAGGAGAAGCUACUGGAUAUAUUCUAGACGACUUCAAGUCAAGGGUUACUCAUCGCAUACUCGCAUCGUUCAGAAUAAUCAAUAUAGAGUACACCGCAACGAUCCUAGAAUCACGGAAUUUCUUACGAACGAUAGAUAAACUGGUAGAAUAUACUUCUAUAUCAGUCAAGAUGCCUUCAUCACCACGAACUCCCAUACAUAGUCGACAACCUUCCGCAUUAGAUUUCUCUCCUUCAAAUAUAAACCUUUCUCGCAGACUUUCAAAAUCUUCCAUACACACACCGACUACACCAAAUCAUAUGAUUCGAGAUUUUAGUGCUAGUGUUGACAGCGUUGGUAUAGGAAUGGACGUAUUAGGAUCUGCGCAAAAUGGAGGAAAUGGACUUGGAAAUCUUGCAGACGAACUGGCAGAUGCGUGGAGCGAGGACGAAGGCGAAGAACUAGAAGAAGGGGAUCUUAAUUUUCAAAACACGGCAGCUUCGGAUUCAGAUAAUGAAGAUAGGGAAGGAGAAAACAAUCAUCCAGUCAGGGAUAGUGGUGUUGAUGUAACGAGUCCGAAGAAACAACAAGGAGUAAUAAAUCCAAAUCUACUAAAUUUAACGCCGCCGGUAGGUGGUCAUGGAAGAAUUCAUGCUUUGGGUCAUGCGAGGACACCAAGUGAAUAUGAUGGAAGUGAUUAUGGAGGAGAUUCAGAUUUGGAGAGUCCAGCUUUUGGACCGGCGUUAUUAGCAAGGAUGGAUAUGGUGGAGGGGUUGGCAAGGAGGGGGACGGAAAAUAAUGGAAGUCAAGCUGAUGGGGUUGUUAAGAGGGUCAUUGAGAGUUUGAGGGAUUUGGGGGGUCAGUCAGGAGUGGAGGGGAAUACUACUAGGUUUGUUGCACUUUUCUGUUGGGUUUUCUACAUCUUUCCUUUUCUUCCUUAGCAGCAGUGGGAGAUGUCUCAUCUAUACGAUACAGAUAUACUAACUCAGAUCAAAGGCUAGUAACAACCCACACAGCCCUAUCAACACAUCUACUUCACCAAACCCGGCUACUUCAAAACCUCUCCCAUCCUCUAUUCUCCCCUCUCUCUGCGCCUCCAACUCCAGAAUUUAUCGACACACUCCUUCCCCUACUGGACACUCUCAGUGACUCGAUUCCUCGCCCUACAGCCGCAUCCCUUACCUCCAUCACCUCUUUACACUCCUUAACAACCGAUUUGGUUCAAACAAUAACAUAUCUCUCCGACACCCUUCAUAUGUCUCGACAAACUACAGUGACAGCGUCUAGGAAAUUGAAAUCAGCGAAAGAAUUAGUAGCAGAAAUGAGAAGAGAUGAAGAAUUAAGGGAAGAAGGAGAACAAUGGGUAGAAAGUGGGGAUUGGCAGAAGAGAUUGGGUGAUAGAGAAUGUGCGGGAGUUUGUAGAGGUGUCGUGGGUGGUUUCGAACAGGUUUGUGAUGAUUGGAGACGAAGGUUGGUGGAGAGUGCUGGAGGUGAGGUGGGUGCUUGAUGUGAGGGUGGAGGAGGAAUACUAUUGUACAGCAGUUGAAUAAAAAUGCUGCGCAAAAAAUCACCACCGCCGAUUAAACACAAAGUUCAAGACAAAAGUUCACUAGAGCCAAGAUGGGGACAUAUGUAGAAAGGCCUCUGGCUGGGAGCUCUUCUAGCCACAGUACUAGAUCAUUAGAUGAGAUCUGGUUAGAUAGAGGUGUAGAUUCAUUCAGUG
Molecule: messenger RNA, 2282 nt
Organism: Sclerotinia trifoliorum
Lineage: Eukaryota; Fungi; Ascomycota; Leotiomycetes; Helotiales; Sclerotiniaceae
Source: the annotation of a GenBank genome assembly